Messenger RNA from Haliotis rufescens (red abalone), 1676 nucleotides. RefSeq names its product alpha-L-fucosidase-like. Gene Ontology annotation, cellular component: lysosome. Lineage: Eukaryota; Metazoa; Mollusca; Gastropoda; Lepetellida; Haliotidae. Gene Ontology annotation, molecular function: alpha-L-fucosidase activity. The transcript has 8 exons. The record is from RefSeq and is a predicted model, not a curated record. Bases 58 to 1440 code for a protein of 460 amino acids. Gene Ontology annotation, biological process: glycoside catabolic process; fucose metabolic process.
CAUUAGGUUAUCAUCAACAUUGAAGGAGGAUCACAAGACACCUGUCCUCCAUCCACAAUGGACACAAGGAUCAUUGUCCUGAUAUUCCUAGCAUUAACACUAGCAUGUGGACGUUCAGCAAGAACCAAGAAGAUUGAGACUCGCUACGAACCCACAUGGGAGUCCCUAGAUUCCAGGCCAUUACCGACAUGGUUUGAUGAAGCUAAAGUGGGAAUCUUUGUGUCCUUGGGACUGUUUUCAGUACCAAGUUUUGGAGACGAGUGGUUUUGGGAAUACUGGCAAAAGGAAAAACGUCCAAAGUAUGUGCAGUACAUGAAGGACAACUAUAAACCUGACUUCACCUAUGCUGACUUCGCUGCUGACUUCACAGCAGAGUUUCAUGAUGCCGACGCUUGGGCUGAAUUGUUUGCUGCUUCUGGGGCUAAAUACAUUGUGUAUAUAACAAAACAUCAUGGAGGGUUUUGCAACUGGCCGACUAAUGUCAGUUUUAACUGGAACUCAAUGCAGGUUGGCCCCAAGAGAGAUCUUGUUGGUGAGAUAACUCAAGCACUGAAAUCAAAGACGGAUCUUCACCUUGGCCUGUACCAUUCCUUGUUUGAGUGGUUCAACCCUCUCUAUCUACAGGACAAGGCCAACAACUACACCACCACCAGGUUUGCUAAGGAAAAGGCUAUUCCUGAGCUGUAUGAGCUUGUGAACAACUACAAACCCGACAUUGUGUGGUCUGAUGGAGAGUGGGAGGCCCCAGACACCUACUGGGGAUCCAAGGAGUUUCUGGCCUGGCUCUACAAUGACAGCCCAGUGAAGGAUACGGUUGUCACCAAUGACCGAUGGGGAAAAGGGGAUGCCUGUCAUCAUGGGGGAUACUUGACAUGCUCAGACAGGUACAAUCCAGGAGUACUUCAGCCAAGAAAGUGGGAGAAUUCAAUGACAAUUGACAAGGAAUCGUGGGCAUUCCGUCGCGAGGCUGUCUUGGAUGAUUAUCUGACCAUGGACGAGAUUAUAACAGUGCUGGUUGAGACUGUCAGCUGCGGAGGGAACCUGCUGAUCAAUGUGGGGGGAACCAAAUAUGGCACGAUCAGUCCGAUCUAUGAAGAGAGAUUGCGUCAGAUGGGACAAUGGCUGAAGGUGAAUGGGGAGGCCAUCUACGCCUCCAGACCCUGGCUGGCCCAGAAUGACACAGUCACACCAGGAGUGUGGUACACGCAGAGAGCUGGGAUCGUGUACGCCAUUGUGCUGAACUGGCCACAACCAGGACAGCUCCACCUUGGGUCAGCUUUGCCAACUAAUGGAACACAGGUCAGCCUCCUUGGGUACACUGGAAGCUUCUCCUGGCAGCAUGCGUCACCCAAAGGAAUCAGUAUCACAAUCCCUCCCAUCACUGUCAACGAGAUGCCAUGUCAGUGGGGAUGGGUCUUCGCACUGACAAAAAUGGUUUGACAACUAGACAAGUCUAUGGAAGAACAUAAACAUAUAUGGUUGACUUGGGAGAAUGGGAUGGGCAUUCCCAAUGAUAUAAUUGGUUGACAAUUAAUGGGAUGAACCUUCAGAAUGGGAUGGGUUUACAUAUAGACAUUAUGUUAUUUAAGUUACAUUUUCUGUGUAACAAAUGAAAGUUGUUCUGAUUAAAUUAAUGCUACUGUGACUGCAUACAUAUAAACAUUAUGGCCACUAUA